This is a messenger RNA of Dermacentor silvarum, 1913 nucleotides long. RefSeq names its product alpha-1,3/1,6-mannosyltransferase ALG2-like. NCBI's taxonomy places the organism in Eukaryota, Metazoa, Arthropoda, Arachnida, Ixodida, Ixodidae. The record is from RefSeq and is a predicted model, not a curated record. Gene Ontology annotation, molecular function: alpha-1,3-mannosyltransferase activity; GDP-Man:Man(1)GlcNAc(2)-PP-Dol alpha-1,3-mannosyltransferase activity.
ACAACAUGGCUGCGUCCACAUCAUCGCUGAUGCAGUAACAGCAGUUCAGUUAGUUACUGUUAUCGACGCUGUUUGUGAGACGGGAGAGAUGCCAGACCGCAGGAAAGGUACCUCAAGAGGUUCAAGCGCUUCAGCCGAGACCGGCGGCCAUCAGCGCUCUUCCAUGGCAGGCGGCGGAGACAGUGCAGAGCAGCAGGUGUGCCUGGUGCACCUCGACCUCGGCGUCGGCGGAGCCGAGCGGCUGAUGGUGGACGUGGGCCUGGCACUGCGGUCCAAAGGAAACCCCGUCCACAUUGUGACCACGCACCACGACCCGAACCACUGCUUUCCCGAGACGCUCGGUGACCAGUUCAAGGUGGUGGUGGUGGGUGACUGGCUGCCCCGGUCGAUACUGGGACGUUUCUAUGCUCUGUGCUCGUACUUGCGUAUGAUGGUGGCUGCCCUCUACGUGGUUUGGUUCAGCGACAUUCAGCCCGACGUCAUCAUAUGUGACCAGGUGUCUGUGUGCGUGCCUAUUCUCCGGCUGUGUCGCAACGCCCGGGUCGUGUUCUACUGCCACUUCCCUGAUCUGAUGCUUUCGAAGCCAGGUGGCUUGCUGAAGCGAAUCUACCGUUGGCCAAUCAACGCACUCGAGCAGUGGAGCACGGGGUUUGCGGAUUCUGUGCUCGUCAACAGCCAUUUCACUGGGCGGGUGUUCCGAGAAGUGUUCCCCCGGCUGGCCGACGUGCAGCUGCGCGUCCUCUACCCGGCGGCGAGCCUCUCGGCCGUGGAGCGCCCCCUGGAGGGAACUCUGGCGGAACUGGGCAUCGACAAGCCCCAGGGUGCUCUCUUCCUCUCGCUGAAUCGUUUCGCGAAGAAGAACCUUGCCUUGGCAUUACGCGCUGUCGAGCUGGCCUCGCGCGAGAUUCCGGUGCACCUGAUCAUGGCCGGCGGCUACGACCCCGAGUGCCGCGAGAAUGUCGAGCACUGGGACGAGCUCGCGUCCCUCGCCAAGCAGCUGGGCGUGCAGCAGCGGGUCAGCUUCGUGCGGUCGCCCAGCGAGUCGGCGAAGCUGCUCCUGCUGCACGCGUGCCGUGCCGUGGUCUACACGCCGGCCAACGAGCACUUCGGCAUCGUGCCCGUCGAGGCCAUGUGCAUGCGGCGCGCCGUGGUGGCCUGCAACAGCGGCGGACCCACCGAGACUGUGGUGCACGGCGAGACGGGCCUGCUGUGCGACCCGACGCCCGAGGCAUUCGCCGCCGCCCUCGUGCGGUUGGCGCGAGACCGCAGCCUGACGCAGGAGAUGGGCGAGCGCGGCCGGGAGCGCGCCGAGGAGCUAUUCUCUUGGCAGCGUUUCGUGCGCGAGGUGCACGAGGUGGCCUUCGAGGACAGCAAGGACAAGCAUCGGUAACGACCGACCCCCGUGCGUCACACUUCUUGUCCCGGCGUUCUGAGUGUUCAUUGGUGUUCUUGAGUAACGGCUGUAACGUGGCAGAUAAAACGGCACCGAAGGGCUACUCGAUAAAGCAGGGAAAUCGCGUCCGCUUUGUAGAAACAGAUGUCGUUUCCAACUAAGUGUGGUUUUUUUCGCCCACCAUUUGAAAGCCACCUUGACUCUUUCUCCUAAUUCUUAUUACAGACUGUAACUUGCACUGCAGACCAUGGUUGUUUCACAGCAUAUCAACCGUGGAAAUUGACUCAGCAGUCCUGCCUACUUUUUUUGUCUGCAUAUAACGCUGUUACAUUUUCAGUCUAAUAUGAAGCGUUUGGGUAAGAUCAGUGCCUACUAAAAUAAGCCUAAGCGAAAGAACAAUUUUGUCAAAGUGCAACUUGUGGCUCCUAGUCAGCACUAGUGCACAGUCCUCAAGUCUUCCUGUCCUUUAGGGCCGUUUUAUCUCCUUCCAUAUGAUUGUGAUACAACCAGCCCAAAACGU